This is a messenger RNA of Dromiciops gliroides (monito del monte), 1326 nucleotides long. RefSeq names its product septin-8-like. Gene Ontology annotation, molecular function: GTP binding; GTPase activity; molecular adaptor activity. Gene Ontology annotation, cellular component: septin complex; microtubule cytoskeleton; septin ring. The record is from RefSeq and is a predicted model, not a curated record. The transcript has a single exon. Gene Ontology annotation, biological process: cytoskeleton-dependent cytokinesis. Bases 1 to 1326 code for a protein of 441 amino acids. Lineage: Eukaryota; Metazoa; Chordata; Mammalia; Microbiotheria; Microbiotheriidae.
AUGUCGCUGUCGGAGCUGGAGUGCUUCCUGAGGCCGGACGUGCGCUUCCUCACCCUGAGCGGCCACGUGGGCUUCGACAGCCUCCCCGAGCAGCUGGUCAACAAGCGGCUGGCCCGGGGCUUCGGCUUCAACAUCCUGUGCGUGGGGGAGACGGGCAUUGGCAAGUCCACGCUGAUGAACACGCUCUUCAACACGGUCUUCGAGACGGAGGAGAGCAGCCACUUCGAGGGCUGUGUGCGCCUGCGGCCGCGCACCUACGACCUGCAGGAGUGCGGCGUGCGCCUGCGGCUGACCAUCGUGGACGCCGUGGGCUUCGGGGACCAGGUGGCCAAGGACUACCGGCCCAUCGUGGACUACGUGGACGCGCAGUUCGAGAGCUACCUGCAGGAGGAGCUGAAGCUGCAGCGCUGCCUGCAGGACUAUCGCGACACCCGCGUGCACGCGUGCCUCUACUUCAUCACGCCCACCGGCCACUCCCUCAAGUCCAUGGACCUGGUGACCAUGAAGAAGCUGGACAGCAAGGUGAACCUCAUCCCAGUCAUCGCCAAGGCCGACACCCUCACCCGGAGCGAGCUGCCCAAGUUCAAGAGUAGGAUCAUGAGCGAGCUGGACCAGAAUGGCGUCCGCAUCUACCACUUCCCCACGGACGACGAGGCCGUGGCCGAGACCAACGCCUGCAUGAACGCGCUGCGGCCCUUCGCCGUGGUGGGCGCCACCGACCUGAUCCUGGUGGGCAGCCAGUUGGUGCGCGCUCGCCUUUACCCGUGGGGCGCCGUGCUGGUGGACAACGAGUGCCACUGCGACUUGGCCCCGCUGCGGGAGAUGCUGAUCCGCGUGAACAUGGAGGACCUGCGCGAGCAGACGCACGGCCGCCACUACGAGUUGUACCGGCGCCAGCGGCUGGAGCAACUGGGCCUGCGGGACACCGUGGUGGUGCUGGACUCGCAGCCCGGGGCCGCGGCAGACGAGGCCCGCAGGAGGGAGUUCCUGGGCGAGAUGCGCAGGAAGGAGAAGGAGAUGCGGCAGAUGUUCGCCCUCCGGGCCCGGGAGACGGAGCUGGAGGUGAAGGAGAAGGAGCGGGAGCUCAACGACAGGUUCGAGGAGCUCAAGAGGAUCCUGCAGGAGGAGAGGCGCAAGGUGGAGGAGAAGCGCCGUCAGCUGGAGGAGGACAUCAAUACCUUCAACCGGAGGAGGGCCGCCUUUGAGGCCUUGCAGGCCAUGGAGGCCCAGACCAUGCAGGCCGCCAUCGUGCAGCCCUCCCCGAGGAGAGACAGGGACCGGUCCCGCGACCGGGACCGGGACCAGGACCAAGACAGGAGAAACUGA